Molecule: messenger RNA, 1221 nt
Organism: Symbiodinium necroappetens
Lineage: Eukaryota; Dinophyceae; Suessiales; Symbiodiniaceae
Source: the annotation of a GenBank genome assembly
AUGGCUUCAGCUUGUGCGAGCCAUGACGCGCUGACCGGGUACACACCUGCAGCCCACAACCUCGCGUUUCUGGACGCAAGCCAGAGAGCUCCGGCCGUUCGUGGACUGCUGUACAAGGAGCGCGAGAGGCCGCAGCGAGACAAUGCUCACGUGCACUGGGAUGAGCAGUGCAUCGCAGAGCACGACAAGGAGCGUGGUACUCGCCAAAAGAUCGACGAGCCAGACACUCCUUUCAUUCGCAGCCCUGAAUCUUCGAGUGACGAGGAGGAGGCUUUCGCACCUUCGACGUCGACCUCCUCCAAACGACACGAAGAGCUCGACGAUGAGACGAGGAUCGCCACGUCGCCAACUUCGAUGGCUGCGCUGGCCAAUCGCCUUAACCAGUGGGUUGAGAGCGGCGAGAGGCACGACUUGUCUCGGAGUGCGGAGGGCGAGGUGACGAGCAGGGAAGGCGAGGCAUCCAGGUCCGGGACCAAAAGUGUCCCAAGCAAGAUCCGCCUCCCAGAGGACGAAGGCCAGCAAAAAGCCUCGACAUCUGAAUUCAAGGCAAGACGGGCAAAGCACUACAACGAAUUUGCUGCAGUCAAGGCUCUCCGGAAGAAGGAGCCCGACAGCGACAGCAGCGUGGAUUCGGACACCUCAGACGAGGAAGCAGCUGCCAAGAAGGAACGCAGAGCACAAAAGGCGAAAUCUACGAGUGCUGAGGAUGGUCAGAAAAGCAGGUCAGAUGGCAUCAAUUCCGGUGCAGGCAAGCGUGAAGGCGACUCAGAGGAGACUUCGUCCGGCUGGCCUGGGGAGGAAUGCGAGGCAUCUUUCGUGCAAGGUAAUAAAGCGCUUCCAAAUCCGAUGGAAGGUGGUCGCCCACCGGUGCAAUUCGGAGAGGACGCGCCAGCCGGCACUUCGCUGCCAUCUUCCGAGUUCCUGGCGCAGAGGCGAGCUCACUAUGACGAGGGCGCAGCUCUCCGCAGCAAGCACUCGGAGGAUGGAGCCAGUCCUGGAGGCUUGAGCGACAUGGACAAGUCAGCGGCAGCAAACCCCAUGGAUCCCACGGAGCCACAUGAAGCCGCCGUGAGCUUCAAGGUGGAGACUGUCUCGGGUGAUCACCAAGGCAGCGGCACAGAUGCAUGGAGGUCGAAGCGCAACGCGCACUACCGCGACAUGGCAGCAGCUUUUCGCUCGAAGCCUCCCGUCUCUGACGGUGACAGCGAGGAUAGUUCGUGA